Molecule: messenger RNA, 650 nt
Organism: Pogonomyrmex barbatus (red harvester ant)
Lineage: Eukaryota; Metazoa; Arthropoda; Insecta; Hymenoptera; Formicidae
Source: RefSeq, a predicted model, not a curated record
GGGAGGGAGAGAGGAAAGAGAAAGGGAACUCUAGCGCGUGCAUGUGUGCGUGCGCGCGCGCGGGUGAGCAAUUCCUUCGUGAAUUCUUCUUUUCCCUCGCUGGUGUUGUAUCACCGGCGAGUAAAACGAGAGGCUGAGGACGCGCUGACGGACGUACGGACGUACGUCGCGUGUACGAUAUGUCGGAGCACCACCGCGUGGCCGGUGGCUGGGGGACUGCGAGCCCGGGUAAUCGAGAGGAUGCCUCUGGCGGUGCCGCCUGGUGGCCCUCCGGUCUGAACACUGUCCAGACCGAUCAACAGCAGCAGCAGCAACAACAACAGCAACAACAGCAACAAAAUCUGCAUCAACAUCUUAUGAACCAGCAGCAACAGCAACAACAGCAACAGCAGCAGCAACAGCUCGCCCAACAGCAACAGUCGCAGCACCAUCCGGACAACGUCCGAAGUACCGCCGCUGCGGUGAACCAACAGCUUUUCUCCUACAAAAUGGCCUCCAGCUUCCAGAAUCCGGCCACCACCGGCGCGGUAUCGAGUCCAGUGUCGACGUCCACGCCAGUCGGCGGCGCCGCCGCGUGCAUGAGGGGUGGAUACGAUUAUAGGCUUGGUGCGGCGCCGGGUCCUGGACAAGGCGCCGCCGGCGGCGGCGGC